Fragaria vesca subsp. vesca is the source of this 911-nucleotide messenger RNA. RefSeq names its product GTP-binding protein SAR1A-like. Gene Ontology annotation, molecular function: GTP binding; GTPase activity. The record is from RefSeq and is a predicted model, not a curated record. Bases 141 to 722 code for a protein of 193 amino acids. Gene Ontology annotation, biological process: intracellular protein transport; vesicle organization; membrane organization. Gene Ontology annotation, cellular component: COPII vesicle coat; endoplasmic reticulum exit site. Lineage: Eukaryota; Viridiplantae; Streptophyta; Magnoliopsida; Rosales; Rosaceae. The transcript has 4 exons.
GGAAUGCUCGCGCCAGCUCCACCUCCGAAAAACGACAUACGGAAAACGACGCCGUUCUUUCACCGACACUGAGAUGAGAUGAACAAGGGUCAUCGGAGGGGUUGAUCCGAUCCGAUCCGAUCCGAAUCAGCAGCACCACCAUGUUUCUGUUCGACUGGUUCUACGGCGUGCUGGCGUCACUGGGUCUGUGGCAGAAGGAGGCCAAGAUCUUGUUCCUUGGGCUCGACAACGCCGGCAAGACCACCUUGCUUCACAUGUUGAAAGAUGAGAGGCUGGUACAGCAUCAACCUACGCAGCAUCCGACAUCCGAGGAGUUGAGUAUUGGCAAAAUCAAGUUCAAGGCUUUUGAUUUGGGAGGUCAUCAGAUUGCUCGCAGAGUCUGGAAGGAUUACUAUGCUAAGGUAGAUGCUGUGGUGUACCUUGUGGAUGCCUAUGACAAGGAGAGGUUUGCUGAAUCAAAGAAGGAACUAGAUGCGCUCCUUUCUGAUGAAUCCCUUGCCAGUGUCCCAUUUCUUAUUCUGGGGAACAAGAUCGACAUACCAUAUGCUGCUUCAGAAGAUGAGUUGCGAUACCACCUUGGACUGACCAACUUCACCACAGGCAAAGGGAAGGUAAACCUAGCCGACUCAAAUGUCCGUCCAUUAGAAGUCUUCAUGUGCAGUAUUGUACGUAAAAUGGGCUAUGGCGAUGGUUUUAAGUGGCUCUCCCAAUACAUUAAGUAGAUUCAAGGAUGGUCGAUGAAAUGUUUUGGAGGCUCUUGAACUACCAAAACAUGUCCCGUCUUUAAUGUUGGAAAACUUUAUUAUGUCCUGCUUUGUUUAGGCUCUUAGAGGGCUUUUAAAUUGGAUCUACAUGUGGUCUUUGGAUUUGUGUGGAAGGAAAAUAUGAACAGCACUGCUAUGUACAAUUUU